Messenger RNA from Phytomonas sp. Hart1, 1055 nucleotides. The record is from the annotation of a GenBank genome assembly. NCBI's taxonomy places the organism in Eukaryota, Euglenozoa, Kinetoplastea, Trypanosomatida, Trypanosomatidae.
UUAAGAUUCUUUUGAGCUUACGAAAUAGUAGUGCAUGCAAAUUAAAGGGCAAAAAGGUAGUAUAAGUAAACGACCUCUCUUAAUUGAGAGAAUCUUAAGUUUGUUCGUUGUUUCCGGCACUCGUUUCCCAACUCCCCGUUUGAGGGGAAAGAAGUCUUUGCAAUAAUACACAAAAAAAAAUCGAAGCAAAAAUAGGCGUUCAAGAGUAAAACGCGCACACACAUACUGCUACUUUGAGAACAAUGGGAAUUGAAACCUGGAAGACAUUCCCCAAUAUUCUCACCGAGUACCCGCGCCAUGGGGUUCCCUUGCCAUGUUCGGAUCAAAACCCGCGGUUGAAGUGCCCGGAAACUCGCUGGGCCCGCGACUUCUGCUUCGCGCAGGGUGGCAACUGCGAGUACAAAAUUGAGGCCCACUUUGACUGCCUUGCGCAGUACUACCCGGCCGAUCGGAUUGAAGAACUACGAAAAACCUUUAAGCCGAACACGCUGGACUACCCUACCUCCGAUACGUACCUGCGCUACCGACAUUUUUACAUUGGGGCACCUUGGGCUGCCAAAAAUAGCUGGGAGGCGACACGUUAGAUAAAAGGGAAUGGAAGAAUAACAACAAGGAACAACAACCAAGAGACGCCGAAAUGCCUGGGAUUACCGUUCGUUUUCCUUUUCUUAACUGCAUUGAUCAAUGGUAGUGCGGAAUGGGUUUUUCUAGCGAAGACUAUUCUAGGAAAGGGUAAAUUUGUGUUUUCUUUAUGAAUCACCGCUGCUUCGUUUGAGGAGUGAAAAGUAUUUUACGUAACAUAUGCUACUUGAGGUUGGCAUAGUCUCAGGUGAAAAAUAGGGUUAGGGAUAGCAUAAGUAGCUACAACAGAAGUGCUAUAGAAUCGUGAUAUGAUAUCGACUUUGGGCUCAACAUUUGUUUUCUGUCUAUAUUUACAUAUAGGAGAAUGUUUUAGUUAGUGGAUUACUUUUUAGCCUGACUGAAUGAUGAACAACGGUAUUAAAAUACAAAAGACAAAUAUAACGAAAACACACACUCUCAAACACAUAAAAAAA